CCCGAUUAUCGCACGAUUAUUGCAUACAUGUUGCAUAUAUGUACCCUCAAUGUCAUCGCUCUUCCGCUCUUCCAACUUCCACUCCUUCGCAUUCGCAUGGAGCUCAAAGAUUUAUGUCAAGUUAACAAGCGAUUCAGAAAAAACCUUGGCACCGUUGAUAAUCAAGGUCGGAGACUCGCCUAUCCAACCACCUGGAUUACCGAAGUCGGCGGAAGAGCUUAACGACCUACCUGAGGAAAAAGAGCUGAAACCUGACAGUGAUGAAGAGGCGAGCAUGGGAGUUCGCAAAAUGCGAGUCCCAAGCGCUGAAUUGCUGGAGAAAAUAGCGACAACUGCAAGCCCUUCGAUCAGGGAAGUCUGGACCGAUGAUUUCAUCAUGCGUGCAGCGGCGGACAUUAAAAUAUUGAGGAACGCUCAGUCAGGACAAUAUGGAGAUGAGGUUCAGAUGGCCUGUACCAAUCACAUAGAAUUCGUGGCAUGCCCGGAAGGUAAUGUCAUCGAGGUUGCCAAGGAAUUGGUUCAUCCACGAAUACUGGCGACAAUGGUCAUGUCAGACAUGCUGUAUGAUAACUGGCCGUCUGAGUGUCGCUGUAGUGAAUUGGUGCAGUUAACAUGCGACUCGUUGAAGGAUCUCCAGUUGUGUCCUAAACAAACUUCGUCUGGUUUAAAGAUAAUCUUGGAAACGACCAGCGAACGUGACAUUGGCCAUUUUUCUUAUGCCCCGGUCAGUGACCUUUAUGUGGAGGGGGGCGAUUCACACCCGCUGGUGUUGUGGGGGGAGAUUGAUUCAGAUUGUCAAGGAAGAGAUUUCUCAAAAGCUGUCGCCUCUGUAUACGCCUAUGCGCGAUUCUUGAUCGACCGACGCGUCCUGCAAAACCCCAUUCGUUUCCUCGUUCUCUGCGUGUCGUACAACAUCUCGCGAGAUGGCUUCUUGUCAAAGUUCACCAUCUUUGACGUGGUGAAGAGCGGAGUACAGACGCGGCAAUCAAUGUGGACGUUACGACGUUAUUCACGAAUAUUGAAAACACCGGGUUUCGAGGGAGCAGCAGAGUUCUUAAAAGUGUGUACAGGGCUCCUUGCGGCGAGAAUCGAGCUAGUUCAAGACUCCCUACUUUCCUCUCGCAUCGUCAUGGCGUUCAAAAAGGUCGAUGAGGUUUUCAAGAAACUGCCAACGAAAACUGGUGGAACGCGUAACGAGGACGACGAAGACGAUGACGACGAUGGCGGGAACAACAACGAUGGCGUGAAAGGAGGUGACGGGCAAGGUCCAUCCAAGAAACCUCGAGUUUCGGGACCCGACCGCCCUAAGGGAAAAGACAAAAGUCGUCGCGGAGGUGGUGGUGGUGCGGCAUCCAGCAAGGGACGAAGAGCCACCAAACAUGGUCAGAAAAGGAAUCUGCUUUGCAAAAAACAUCGUUCGAAGUCUAGAGGAUACUGGGAUGCCGAGGAGGAGCCUCACCGGUUCGAAUGGGAAAACGAAUCGGGGUCCUCCCUUGAGGCCUUGUCUCCCGUCGGUACCACCAUCCGACUGGUAGGGCCAAUCGCAGAAGCCUUGGAUCAUAUCAGAAAUUGUCUGGUAAAGCCGGGGGACGUGGUGUUUAUGAAAGAUCGUGAUCAAGGGGAACCUAUAGCGGUGGCUAAGCUGACGAAAAUCCGGGAGGUCAGAGUCCUGAAGGCACUCCAAAUCUACAGCGGCGUGGCCAGGAUUAUCGCAGAGAAGAAAAUCAAAAGAGGUCAGCAUCUCUUGGUUACUCAGUAUGCUGGGCAAAACCUCGAACGCUACUGCUGGGCUGGCGGAGGACCUCGUGCAAUGGAAGUAGUUGUUGCAUUGCUCAACGCCAUGCACAGUAUCCAUAGCGCUGGCUUUGUACAUCUGGAUAUAAAACCUGCCAACAUCGCAGUCCCUGUCAACGUCAACAACUAUGACUCAGCAGUAACGAUCUUGGACUUUGGAGUUGCGGGUAGGGAUACGGAGGACCUUCGUGGACCAACGGGCACAGAUGGUUGGAUGGCCCCAGAGAUGGAAGUGUUCAAGGGGACUGAGAAGAUCGACCUAAAGGCAGCGGAUGUAUGGUCCAUUGGGAAGGUAUUAUUGUUGAUGACCCGUAUCCACCCCUCCUUUGAUGCAGAGCAAAGGAAGUUGGUCUUGACGCUUGCGAUGCAAAUGAUGUCCCCAGAUCCAGACAGUCGACCAUCUUUGGCCAAAGCACUCUGCACUCUACCAAGUUCCAUGCCAGUAGUUUAGAAUAGUCCAUUACAGCUAUUUCUAUAGAGCUUGUCACUCGCCCGGUUUUUUUUGACAUACUGAGCGACUUAGGAAAAAAAGUCUUUCUCUCCCUUGUCCCUCCCAUCCCCCCCGUUUCCCUCUAUCCUCCUCAAACCCGCUCCC
This is a messenger RNA of Marasmius oreades (fairy-ring Marasmius), 2389 nucleotides long. RefSeq lists its product as uncharacterized. Gene Ontology annotation, biological process: protein phosphorylation. The coding region runs from base 50 to 2245 and encodes 731 amino acids. Lineage: Eukaryota; Fungi; Basidiomycota; Agaricomycetes; Agaricales; Marasmiaceae. The record is from RefSeq and is a predicted model, not a curated record. Gene Ontology annotation, molecular function: protein kinase activity; ATP binding. The transcript has 5 exons.